This is a messenger RNA of Parnassius apollo (apollo), 1926 nucleotides long. NCBI's taxonomy places the organism in Eukaryota, Metazoa, Arthropoda, Insecta, Lepidoptera, Papilionidae. The record is from the annotation of a GenBank genome assembly.
AUGGCUUUGAAGGUCAAUGAUAGUGAUGCUCUACCACAUUACUUCUGCUAUGAAUGUUCUAUCAUGCUACACAAAUUUCAUAAGUUUAAGGAAAAGUGCUACAGAGGACAAAAAGCUUUAAAAGAAUUAUUAUGGGCAGGUCCUAUCACAUAUGAAUCAGUAUACAAAAUAGACAGAGAAAGUAAACACCUACAAUCCGAUUUAACAGUAAGGUUUGUGACUAACCAAAUAGAGACUUAUACCACAAAAGAUAUCAGGAAAGAUCAGGAAGAUGAUAUAAAUAAAAUAAGCGAGGACAUAAGUGAACAAGAAAGUGAUGAAAGUUGUAAUAAUGAUGAUAAUACAGAAAAUGAUGCAAUCAACAAGCAACCCAACAGCCCAGCCACAGUAUUUAUUAAUAAUAAAAAAGAAUGCAUGAAACUACAAAAUGAGAUGAUAAAAGAAAGAAGAAAAAUUAGAAAUGCUGAUGAGUUAAGACAAAAAAAGAAAACAUUCGAUACCAGCAAAUGGGAAGUGUUUACAUUGACAGAAGAAGAAGCUUUGAAGGAAUUUAGGUUGAAAGCAGAAGAUCAGAAGUAUUUGACUGCAAGUUAUAAAUGUCAGGACUGUUUCAAGGGUUUUUCUAAAGAAGACAUGUUGAAACGUCACAUUAAAUUAGGGCACAGUGAGGAUUUAGGUGACUUCGAGUGUCGCUUCUGCCGAAUGCGUUUUAAAUUGAGAUGCCAUUUACAUAGACACAUGGAACGGCAUUAUAAAAAAUACAAAUGCCUGAGGUGUGACUUAGUUUGUUCACUAAGAUAUUCCGCAAUACUCCACGAUGAUUACCACAGUGGUAUCGCGAAGACGUGUAUGCAUUGCGGUGAACAAUUUAGACAUUCGUCGACGUACUACACGCACUUGCGUACACACCGAAGCGAUUACGUGUGUACUCUAUGCGGUGUUUCUUUUGUUAGCGAAAGUGGACUACGUCAGCAUAAGCGUGUCAAACACGUCACCCACGAGAUCGAAAGCCCAGACGACUACGAAGAUGUGAACACCUACUGUGAUCGGUGCAAUAUUCGCUUUGAAACAAGGAAGGCAUACGAAGAACAUUUGUUUCACUCCGCUAUGCAUUCUGAGGGAGCUGAGGCAGAAAGUGAAAAUCAAAAGAGUGCUCCAAAGAAAGUGCUGGGAAGGAAAAUACAAGCUAAGAUUACUAAAAACUUGAGGAGACGACAAUCCGACGAAGAACCAUUUAAGUUGGAGACGAAGAGGCGGAGAAAGAUAAGGAGGGAAUAUUGCAAGCCUACGACUUGCUACCAGUGUGGGAAGCACUUCAAAACCCAAAAGGCUUGCAUGAAGCAUCACCGAACGGAACACCCGCGGACUUCUUUCUUCCCGCCCACCCAGCGCCACAUUUGCGAGAUAUGUGGUGCGUCAUUGGCGCCAGGUAGCGUGCUAACACAUCAAAAUAUGCACACAAGAACAACUAUUCAUGCGUGCGAAACUUGUGGGAAGGAGUUUUACUCCAGCAUCAGUCUGAAGAGACAUCUCGUGACUCACACUGGUGAAAAGCGAUUCGCGUGCCCUCUUUGCGAUAAACGCUUCACACAAAGCAACAGUAUGAAGUUGCACUACCGUACGUUCCAUCUCAAACAACCUUAUCCCAAACGGAACAGAACGAAGAAAAUGGCAGAAACGCAGGACAUCGUAGAUAUAGAAGAAACAUCAGAUGAAUCUGACAACAGUUCACCUGAACCUGAUUUGAAUAACGCACAGUCCACAGAGUCAAUACUGAAGCAGUCCGAAUCAGGACCAGAAAUUCGAUCUCAACAAAGACCAGAAGUACUACUAGCAACGGAGAAUGCUAACGAGCUGCAAGCCAUCCAACCAAUACAAGACAGACACAUAGCAGAAGAAAAUGUACAUUAUUUGACAUUGGCUUAA